Sus scrofa (pig) is the source of this 5680-nucleotide messenger RNA. RefSeq names its product G protein-coupled receptor 182 (gene ACKR5). The record is from RefSeq and is a predicted model, not a curated record. Gene Ontology annotation, biological process: G protein-coupled receptor signaling pathway. NCBI's taxonomy places the organism in Eukaryota, Metazoa, Chordata, Mammalia, Artiodactyla, Suidae. Gene Ontology annotation, molecular function: G protein-coupled receptor activity. Gene Ontology annotation, cellular component: membrane.
AGUGGUGGUUGCAUAACAAUGUGAAUGAACUAAAUGCCACCAGAUUGUAAACUUUAAAAUGGUUAAUACUGUCAUAGGGAUUUCACCUUAAUUAAAUUUAUAUAUAUCCAAGCCUCUCCAGCCAACACACUCCCAGCCCUACAGCCUACAAAACAUGGGCCCAGGUCCAGGUGGCUCUGCUCUCUUCUCAGUGUGGCCUGUGGGGGACAGGCAAGGUCUCUGAAUAAGGAACCCCAUCCUCCCCUCCCACAGGAGUUCCCCAGGGAUCAAAUAACUAAGGUGAAAGUGCUCUGAGCAGCAGGAGCCAUGCUGACACAAGAUGCUCACCAAUAACACAAAUUGGGGGCUCCGAGCCUUCUCCUUGGCUUGGAGGGAGAGAGAGGCAUGUGUCUGUCUCUCUCUCUAAGCUUGGUCUGUGUGCUGUGUGUGUGUGUCUCUCUCUCUCCCGUCCUUCCUCUCCCCAUCCAGGAGUCUCCCUGAAGCUCAGCACUGCCCUUUCCACCACACUGCAUUCAGUCUUACCUCUCUCUAGAUUCUCACUUUGGAUUGCAAGAUGAAGGCUGGGGAAUGCCAGGGGUGCCAUUGAGUAGAAGUGUCAGAGUGAUAACAAUUCUAAUUUUCAGAUUUCUUUUAGCCCUCCCACCCCCAGCCAGUUCUGCUUUGGUGAGAAUCCAGACAGACAUAGGAGAGUGGGAUUCCAAUCUGAUUUAGAGAGGGUAAAAUGCAUAUGUAAAGCAUUUACCACAGGGCCAGCCUUCUGCUCAGCACAUCACCUGAAUAGCUCAUUUAAUUCUUGGAACACCUCUAUUAGUAGAUACUACUGUUGUCCCAUUUUGCAGAAGACAGAACUGAGGUUAAAAGAGAUAAACUCACAGAGCUGCAAGAGUCUGGAUUUUAAUGCUUGCAGCCUGACUCCUCCCUGUCACCGCCACACUGGAUCUUUUGCUGUGAUUUCCCCUCUAACUGGAUUGGGGGAAGGCAGGAAAAGCCCUGACCCUCUCCCACAGAGCCUCAGCCAGUAAUACUGCUUUCCGGAUGAGAGGGGCGGCCCUGAAGUCCGAAGCAAAGCCAGCCCCACAGCCACAGUCCCUCCAGCCUCAUUGCAGCUCCCCAACAGUCCAGACCUGCCCACCCUUCAGGACCAGAGGUUCUCCUACCACCGGCUCAGACACUUGCUGGUCCUCAUGUCCACCACGGGGCCCAGCGUGGGGCCUGCCAGCGACUUGGGAGAGAUCCACAACUGGACCGAACUGCUCCACUUCUUCAAUCACACCCUGCCUGAGUGCCACAUGGAGCUCAGCGAGGACACCAAGCGAGUGGCCCUCUUCGUGCUCUACCUGGCCAUCUUCGUCGUCGGGCUGGUGGAGAACCUUCUGGUGAUCUGCGUCAACUGGCACAGCUCGGACCGCGCAGGCCUGCUGCGCCCCUACGUCCUCAACAUGGCCAUCGCAGACCUGGGCAUCGUCCUGUCUCUGCCCGUGUGGAUGCUGGAGGUCACGCUGGACUACACCUGGCUCUGGGGCAGCUUCUCCUGCCGCUUCACUCACUACUUCUAUUUCGUCAACAUGUACAGCAGUAUCUUCUUCCUGGUGUGCCUCAGCAUCGACCGCUACGUCACACUCACCAACGCCUUUCCAACCUGGCAGCGCCACCAGCACCGAGGACGACGGGCUGUGUGCAUGGGGGUCUGGGUCCUCGCAGCCCUCAUCCCGCUGCCUGAGGUGGUCCACAUCCAGCUGGUGGACAGCUUUGAGCCCAUGUGCCUCUUCAUGGCACCUUUUGAAACGUACAGCACGUGGGCCCUGGUGGCGGCCCUGUCCACCACUGUCCUGGGCUUCCUGCUGCCCUUCCCUCUCAUGGUGGUGUUCAACGUGCUGACCGCCUGCCGGCUGCGGCAGGCAGGACAGCCUGAGGGCCGGCGCCACUGCCGGCUGGUGUGCGCCUACAUAACUGUCUUUGUCAUCUGCUGGCUGCCCUACCAUGUGACCCUGCUGCUGAUCACACUGCACGGGACCCACAUCUCCCUCCACUGCUACCUGGCCCACCUGCUCUACUUCUUCUACGACAUCAUCGACUGCUUCUCCAUGCUCCACUGUGUUGUCAACCCCAUCCUUUACAACUUUCUCAGCCCCAGCUUCCAGGGCCGGCUGCUCAAUGCUGUGGUCCACUACCUUCCCAAGGUCCAGGACAGGGAGGGCAGACAUGCCUCCUCCUCCUCCUCCACUCAGCAUUCCAUUGUCAUCACCAAAGAGGGCAUCCAGCCCCCUGCAGCGGGCCCCCAUCACCGAGUCUGAACUUCCAGGCCGCAAAUACCCCACCCACCUCUGCUCCCCAAUCUUGCACAACCAGCUGAGGAAAAGUCCGGUCUCCCCCACCAGCAAAGUAGAAAGCAGGAAGUGUAGGUGAGAGAUUUGUGGGAGGAGGGAGGAUGAGGUGGGGAGAGGGUCAGAGCACUCAGGGCUAAUUUUGAAUAUGUCUUAAAAUAUUGAGGUGGGGAUCGGGAGGGGGCAGGGAGGGAUAGAGAACAGGUUCUUGCAUUGUACUACUUGGCGUGGUCCUUGUGUCUAAGGGAGACAUGCAGGGGAAAGGUGAAAUAAAGAACAGAGACAGCCAUGACUCUGGAUCUUUAGAAAAAGUCUGCAUUACCAGCUGAAAUUGGGAAGGGAGCUGAAGCUAAAGAGAUGUUCAGUAGAAACUAGAUGAUCAUUUCAGAAAUCAUCCUGGCCGGAAAGAGUGAGCUCCGCAGGAACCCCACACAACUUUCCUUUUGUGUUUGUGUUUGUUGAUCUCCCAGCACACCAUGCAGGCUGAGGGGACAAGAGGCCAGAGGCCAAGGAGCCAAGAGGCCUCAGCAGGCCGUUUCCUAGCAGUGCAUCCUCAGUGUGAUGAUAAAUGCAGGGGCGGGGUGAAGCCGAAGCCUGAGACCAGCACCAUGCAGCUGGACUGCAGGAGGGUUCUCCACCCCCACCAUCCAGGAAACAGCUCCAUUUCCUUACCGAUAAGCUCCCCCUACUCCACCCCAACCCCCUCACCCGAAAACAGAGAAGCUGUCCCAGAGUCCAUGCUCCUCACAGCUCAUCUCCCCCAGCUCUGGGUCUAGGACGUUUCCAGACUUCUACCUGCUGUCCUUCCCUUUCCAAAUCAUAGGAAAAUAUCACAGGACAUCCAUUCUGGGAGCAGACUUCAGGACAGCUGGCAGCAGGCACUGACAGGUGCUCUGACCCUCAGCCUUUGCCCCUGCACAGGGUGGGGAAGUGGAAAUCUGCCAAUCCCAUCACAGGGCAGAAUUCUGGUAUUCUUCUAAGUCAGUUCUCACCCUCAGACUUCUUUCUCCCUGGUCAAGUCUUCUCAUAAUUCUCCUGCCCAGGAACUUAGUUCUAUUAGCACUUGUCCUAUAGACAGGAAAAGAAGUCCUCCUGUCAACACAUACGUCUGCUGGAAAAGGCUCAUUCAUCAGUUUGGGAAACUUGGACAAUAUCCAUUAAGCACCCUGACUAAAGUAAACCUAAAAGCAGGUCCCUGCCCAGCAGUUCUGAAACUUUGGCCACUUCAUCCUGCCUGUGGAGAGCAAAGGGCCUCUGGACAGUCACUGAGAUGCUCUCUCUUGCUCAAGUGUGCACUAUGUAUGUUUAACUUGGAAGAACUACCAGCUAACCUAGACCGCCAUCCCCUCUUCCCUUAGAAAGCUGAGACUGUAUUCCCCAGCGGCAUUAAACAUGUGCUCCAACGGUGUACAGAACUGUUUGUCAAGAGUAUGGAGGGAAAGCUGUGUCUCCCUCCCCUGCUCACUGGGCCCAAACCUGAAAAAGUGUCAGCUGCUCCUUUUCAACCAGGGGAGUCCAGGUCGUGACUUGGGGCUGUAGUAAAGGCUUAACAGAACGAUCCUAAAUGGAUUAGGAUUUCCACCCUUGUGCCCACAUAAAAACCAAACCCCCACCUAAUGCCCAUAUGACCACCCCCUUUGACUCAGGCUCCAAAAUUUCCCUAAAAGAAACCCAGUUUUAUAUCUGUCACACCCCAGGCUGCCUGAGAACAUUUUCCCAAAAUCUUUUCUCAUGGACUCUCCUCCGGCAACCACUGAUCACCCUGGCAGCACAAAUACUUCCUUAGGGCCUAUGAGAACUGGUGUGCCGACAGCAUUCCACUCUGCAUUUGCUGAGCACUGAUGGGGGCCAGGCUUGGGCAACGCGCUCUGAGACCAAAUGGACUGUGUCACACCCUAACUCUUCUCUGCUGGGGGACAUGUGCUACCAACCUCGUGAAAUUAUGCCAAACCUCAGCCCCCUCUCAAUCUGCCUCUCCACUCCAACACUGUGUUACGGGGAUUUAAAUGGCAUCGGCAAGACAAUUUGUGGCUAAAUCUCUGGUCCAACUAGACAUUAGCAGAAUCCCACUGCUCUCUCUGAGCCAAAAGAUUCCCCUCAGGGAUGUUCCCUCUGAAAAGGUUGGGUCAUUGAGUUAAUUUUCCACUAAAAACAGGUCACGUUAACCUUGGGGAAUUCCAGCUACAGGAAUGGAAAAUGUGCUACCUGAAAGAAUUCUGGCAUCUGCUGAGCAGAAUCCUGCUACUGAAAGGGUGAUGACCCAGAUACUGUGAACUCUGAAAGGAUGAGCAUGAUCACAGUAAAUAGGAAAAGAACUCCCAUUUCAAAUUUCCUUUUUUUUUAUUCUAAAUAAAAACCACACUUUGUGCCGAACAAUGGAAUAUAAAAGAAUCAGAUGUUCAACGAUUUUAGACAUCUACUAUUUGGGAAAAGAAGUUUACAAAAUAUACAAAACUUUACAGCAAUAGAUAGUAAACACUUAAAUAUUAGGAGGUCAGUACUUAUUAAUUUAAUGGAAGGAGUGAGACGUCAACAACUCUUCUCGGUUUCAUAAGAGACUUUAGCUAGUAGAGGUGGGGGGGGACUGGACAGGGGAAGGGUGUUACGGAAACAUCCAAUUCAAAAGCUUCGUUUUCCUUCUGAUGCCAAGUUGACCACGAGUAAUCACAUUGAAACAAAAGCUGUGCACCCUGCUUUCUGAUUCAUUCAGUGCAGGAUUUAGGGAAAAGGACACGUGUGGACUCCCAGAUGGGUAGGUUUCUCCACAAAGCUCACUUUCCUGACAACAAAAUCAGUGUCUAUCUGUAAUUAAUUUAAAUUCACUUCCAAAGUUGAGUAGACUGGGGAAUAGAGCACAGCAGGCGGCCAGAAGAGAAGAAAAUUCAGCAGCAGCAAAACCUGACUGGGGAGAAGGUAUUUAAGUCCAAAGGCUGUCCUAGAGACAAAAGGGUACUGACAGAUCAGAAGAAAGCCAAAAAGAAUUUUUACCCAUUUCCUCACCCCCAUCCCCACCUCCUUUCUUCCCAACUAGCCAUGAACUAUAGAGACUCUAUGGAGCCUUCAAAUUUAGGACCAAACACCAGGGUACAGCAGAGCUUCCAGCGGAUGCUGUGGCAUCAGGGAGCAACUGAUGGUCAGAGGAGUGCCAGGAUACUGAUCCCUUCCUCUGGCCACAAGCAGCCUCUACUGUUUACAGUGUACCAUUACAGAAUCACCCUUUUUCCUUAGGGAAAAAAGCCAGGAAUGGCCUCGCACUUGCUUUAAUGUUCUAGUCACCAUUUUGAAAUUCUUAAUUUUUAAACAAAGGGCUCUGUAAAUUAUGUAGUUGGUCCUGAGUACAGAACAAGAAAAAGAGG